Molecule: messenger RNA, 321 nt
Organism: Dibothriocephalus latus
Lineage: Eukaryota; Metazoa; Platyhelminthes; Cestoda; Diphyllobothriidea; Diphyllobothriidae
Source: the annotation of a GenBank genome assembly
CCCAAUCCAUCCAAGCUCACUGCCACUAACAGGAGUCACAAGCUCUCAAGGGCUUCCGACUACGAACCACGUAUCGUCAGACGGGGAGGGAGAGCUUAUAGCAGCAGUGGCAGCACCAGUGACAACACUGGAAGUCAGCUCACCGAUAGCACCUCCUCGGGAAAUACCUCCCCCAGAUCCAACGGCGACCCCAGACGGUUACGUAAGGAGAAGGCAAACGAUGAAAUUGAUGGUCUUCGCAGAAGCGACUUCCCCGCUAAGACGGUGGGCAGCGCUACUGCAAGAAACGGAAAACGCAAGGGGAUGACAAAAGUGGUGUAA